UCUGUGCGUGAAGUCAGAGGGGAGAAGACGGAACGAACCGCGAAAAAAAAACAAAAACCAAAACAACAAAACACGGUGAUUGUUUGUCCUGGACUGGUUUCAAAACAAAGCCGGGACAUGGAGGUCAGCGCCGAGGCCAAGAGGAUCAUGGUCGUGGCUUUGGGGAAACUGUACAGCUCCCGCACCCAGAGAGGAGGUCUGCGCCUGCACCGGAGCCUCCUGCUCACCCUGGUCAUGAAGUCCGCCCGGGACAUCUACCACGCGGCCCAGGCGGAGAGCGCAGCGCCGGGAUGUGAACACCAACAACAACCUGCGGCGGAGGUGGUCACCACGGAGCCGCUCGGAGCUCAGGACCUCCAGGUUUCUCCUCCCAGCCGGACUUUACCAGAGGAGAAAGUCGCAGCUUCCUCCACGGAGACGCGUAAAAGCGCAGCGGACAAGGAGAACCGGUGCCCGGCGGCGCAGCACACCAGGAAGCGGCGGGGCAAAGCGGCCGCCGAGCCGGACUUUCUGCCGUGUAAGAAGGCGAAGCUGGAGCAGGUGAACUGCCCUCAGCAGCUCCUGGUCAGUGCCGUUCUGGUGGACUAUGUGAAGUGUGGCAAUGAACUCGGAAACCCCAUUCCCCUACAGAGAGCCAUCGCAGCGUGUUGAAACCAGGCGCACACUGGAGGCGAUGAAGUUUUCCCUGGACGCGGCCUGGAGGAGCCUGACGGCGGCCACAGCGCGCCUCGUCCAUGGCCUGGGGUUUUGGAUGAACGCCCUGCAAAGAGCGUCCCAAAAGUCCCAGAUAGGACUGAGAACAAGUCUGGACUUGGUACACGGAAGCAGCCGGCUGGUGCGUAACAGCCCCGCUGACUUUUGGCCUAUUUAUGACUUAAGCUGGCCAAAGGUGGAACUGAAGGAUCGAGCCUUUCUUGAACAUUUACGCACAGUCUGGGUUGUUGCUCUACACUGCAAAUGUACAUUAUAGGAGCGUGUUCGUGUCUGACACGCUGACUGAAGAGGGGAAAGGUGUAAACAUUCAAUGACUACAACUACCUCAGUAUUUAUUAAAUGUUUUUGUACUAAAUCUGA
Molecule: messenger RNA, 1074 nt
Organism: Stegastes partitus (bicolor damselfish)
Lineage: Eukaryota; Metazoa; Chordata; Actinopteri; Pomacentridae
Product: immediate early response gene 2 protein-like
Exons: 1
Coding region: 118-651 (177 amino acids)
Source: RefSeq, a predicted model, not a curated record